GAAGUGUUCGUCACUUCAGCCCGUUCGAACUGUCUCGUGGCCACCGGCGAGGAAUCAGCCAUGGCCGGCGGCGGUGGCGCCUCCCCUUCCUGCGCGGCGGUCGCCGGUUGGACCGUGACCGCAGUGCUUCUGCAGGUGGUUGGCCUCUCCAUGUUCCUCUACGGCUUCUUCCCCGUCAAGCCCACGCUGCCCGGGUUCAGUGGAGCGGAGAGCUACCGGAUGCCGUCGUGUGGUCUCGCCGGUGGCGGGGAGCAACCGGCGCUUCCGCCGGAUCAGCUCAGAUCUCUGUACAGGGAACUCUCCGAGGUCCCUCCUGUGUAUGAUCGUUUGGUGUUGAUGGUUAUAGAUGGGCUUCCUGCUGAAUUCGUAUUGGGGAGAGUUGGAAAACCUCCAAGCAAAGAAAUGGUGGAAUCCAUGCCCUACACCCAAUCUCUGUUAGCUGGUUGCAAAGCAACAGGUUAUCAUGCGAAAGCUGCACCUCCAACCGUCACGAUGCCACGGCUAAAAGCAAUGGUAUCUGGGGCAAUUGGAGGUUUUCUAGAUGUAGCAUUUAACUUCAAUACUCAAGCCUUCUUGGAUGACAAUCUUCUUGAUCAGCUCCACAUGAUUGGUUAUAAGUUAGUGAUGCUGGGAGAUGAGACAUGGAUCAAAUUGUUCCCAAAAUUAUUCUGGAGACAAGAUGGAGUGAGCAGUUUUUAUGUGAAAGAUACGGUUGAGGUUGAUUUUAAUGUUUCUCGUCAUCUGGAAUCUGAGUUUGCUGCCAAAGACUGGAACAUGUUGAUUCUCCACUAUUUGGGCUUAGAUCAUGUUGGCCACAUUGGUGGCCGUCAGAGUGUUUUGAUGCCCCAAAAGCUGAAGGAGAUGGAUGAUGUGAUUAGAAGAGUGCACAAUGCCGUAUCAGGCCUUGAAGAUAAUUUGGACAGAACACUUUUGGUUGUGGUUAGUGAUCAUGGCAUGACCGAAGGUGGUAAUCAUGGAGGAUCCUCUUAUGAAGAAACUGACUCCCUUGCCCUUUUUAUAGGACACAGUGUUCAGAGUUCAUAUUGUUCACCUUAUGACCAGAAUGAAGCACUUCAGGUGGACCUUGCGCCAACAUUAUCUCUCCUCUUUGGGACACCAAUUCCGAAGAACAAUAUAGGUGUUGUGCUUCCAGAGGUUUUUAAUUCUUUGACAGAUCAGCAAAAACUGCGGACCUUAGAGCUGAACUCAUUGCAAUUCUUAAGAUUGUUGCAAGCACAGUUACCUGCUUUCUGCUUUGAGGAUUGCAUUAAUUCAAAGUAUGGUCUAGGAAUUGAUAAAAUUCCUCAAUCUGUUGAGAAGAAGUUGUGUCAUUUGCUUUCUAAAGCUUUUGAUUCCCACCAUCCUUCACACCUUCAUCAGACAUCUAAUGUCAAGUCCAUUGAAGCUGGGUGCAACAGGACUGCUGUCAACGCCUACUAUGAAUUCUUAAGAUAUGCGAGUGAGUGGUUGUCUCACAGAGCGACCAAUAAACCAUUCUAUUUACUUGUCUCUGCGAUCUCAUUGAUGAUUGUUUCAUGCCUUUCUCUCAUGGGGAUUGUCUCUUGCCUACUUAAGGGAAAGUCUCUGAGUCAGUUUGAACAUCAUUCUGAGUGGAAUUCAGAUUACCAUUGGCACCUUGAUGAAGUGUUCAUUAUCAUGGGGAUUUUUCUUUAUGUCAGCAGUCUUGGAUCAAGCUCUUUUGUGGAAGAAGAACAGUAUACAUGGCACUAUCUCACUUCUACUCUGUAUUUAAUAUUUCUCAUCAAGACGACACAAUCAAUGCUGAGAGAAUCAAAUUCAGCGGUAGCACGAGCAGAAGGCAAGAUUUUUCAUGGAAAUGACUGCUCUUAUUUUACUAGCUGUAAAUUAAUCCCCAGUAUGCGAGACGGUUACAAGUUGUGCACUAUCAUUAUCAUUCUUGUUUCUGGGAGAAUUCUAAGAGCUUGGCAUCAAGGUGGGGUUAACUGGGUUCACUUUCCUGACAUUUCAAAGUCACUGGCCCAAGCUGAUUCAUUUGUUGUAAAGGCUCUUCAAAUUAUCUCCGUUCUUGCAGUUGUGGUAUUGUAUUCAGUUUCACUCCUGUUACUGAGACCAAGGAAGCUGAAUAUUCUGCUCGUAUGGUUGAGUCACUUUUUUUGUGGAAUUUUGGUUGUACUCCAUAUCUGGCAAAGCCAGAUCAAUACUUCACUACCAACCAAACAUAGCACAACAUCAAUAGCUCAGAUAUUUUAUGUCAUCGCAAGUAUUUCAUUAACAUUCACUUUUGUUGCAUCACCUUGGAUAUUUCCAAUACAUUCUAUGGAAGCAGAACCAACAUCCUCUGGCUCGAGUCCUAAAACGGCAAUACAUCUGCAAGGCAUAAAUCAUUCUAUGUUCCUGAUUGGAAUAACAUACGCGGCUUUCUGGUGCCUUCUGCAAUUGCUUCUGCAGCAGCCCAUAAAUGCAAUACCUCUUCUGCUCAUUUUCUUGCAAAUAAUCUCUAGUAUAAUGCAUUUUUCUCUGGAUAAAUCAUUGCAUAAGAAAUGGGUACAGAUUGUCGCAAUGCAAUUAUUGGGGUUGUCUGGUCAUUUUGGUCUUGGAAACACCAAUAACCUUGCCAGCAUUGAUGUUGCUGGAGCUUUCAUUGGCAUUUCAAGUUACUCCACAGUUCUUUCUGGCAUAUUGAUGUUCAUGAUUACAUAUGGAUCACCUCUGCUGUUGUACCUUGGGAUGGUUUUUUAUAUAUCAGUGAUAAACAGUGAUGAUAUCUCUACUCCACAUCAAUCGAAAUGGAGCUGCAUUUUGGACAAAAUGAUCACGUUGCCCUGUUUGCUUCCUUUGCUCAUUAAUUCUAUUGCCUUGACAUCGUACACCAUUGUUUUGCUGCUCAUGAGGAACCACUUGUUUGUUUGGAGCGUAUUUUCACCGAAGUACCUUUAUGUUUGUGCAGCGACAGUAUGCACUUGCGCUGGAGUGUUCAUUAUAGCCGUGACAGCAGUUUACACUUGCACUGUUUUUUCCUUCAGGAUGAGAAACUACAAGGAUAAAUCCUAUAAUUAGUUUUAAAAUUAGUAGUUCUUAUAUAGUCAUUUAUCAGAAAGGAAGAGUAACAUUGCCUUCAUCGAGAACCUUUUUUACGGUGUGUUUUUUUUUUUGGGGGGGGGGGGGGGGCGGGGUCCAUUUUGUUGUCUAGUUUAGAAAAACUUUAGAUCAUACAAUUCCCUCUUCAAGGGUGUAAACACACAUAUCUAGAGAUUUUCUGAUGUAUGUAUUUCUGUUAUACUAGCAUGUUCAACUUGAAUAUUUGUUCUCUAUUAUUAGUCUGGUAAAUGUUGCGGUUUGCAUGGUUCAA
Messenger RNA from Oryza sativa Japonica Group (Japanese rice), 3331 nucleotides. RefSeq lists its product as uncharacterized. The record is from RefSeq and is a predicted model, not a curated record. Gene Ontology annotation, cellular component: endoplasmic reticulum membrane. Gene Ontology annotation, biological process: GPI anchor biosynthetic process. NCBI's taxonomy places the organism in Eukaryota, Viridiplantae, Streptophyta, Magnoliopsida, Poales, Poaceae.